AUGACGCUCUCUGUGCUAGACCGCUUCUACUUGAUCGACGAUGGCUUCUUUUCUUUCAACCUUAAAUACUUAUUUUUCGUCGGAUUAUGGCCAGAAAAAACGCUCACAAGAAACCAAAAAAUUCUUUAUAAAAUGUACGAACAUUUCAUAAGUUUUCUCACAACGACCUUCAUUGUUUUAGCUGGUAUAGGCACGUAUCAACAUAAGGAUGAUCUGGUCGUCGUCUUCUGUAAUAUCGACAAAUGUCUGGUGGUUUACAACUUCUUCUUUAAGACGAUCAUAUUCUUUAUCAAAAGGAAUCAGUUAAGAGAUCUUAUAGAUGAGAUUGAAUCGUCUGGUGAUGAAGUUACAGAGGAAAGAAAGAAGCUGAUGGCUAAUUAUGUAAUGUUUAUAACUGGGGUGACAGCUGCUGUUAUUGGAGCAUUCAGUCUUUUAGCUUUAUUUGAAGGGACAAUGUCUAUAGAAGCCUGGUUGCCAUUCGAUCCUAUGGAGAGUUUGAUGAACCAAAUCCUGUCACUAGAGAUUUUAGCGUUUUGCGUUUUUCCUGGACUCUGCAGAGCAUUUGCCAUGCAAGGAUUAGUAUGCAGUAUGAUAAUGUAUCUUUGUGAUCAGUUGAUACAUCUGCAGAAAGAGUUGAGGGAUUUGACUUAUGUGAAGGAGACAGAAAUCGUGAUGAGGAAGAAAUUCAAGAACGCUAUUAGGAAACACAUUCGUUUAAUGGGAUACUCAGGAAGGAUGGAGAAUAUAUUCAAAGAAUAUUUCCUAGUUCAAAACUUAGCGGUCACUGUGGAAUUGUGUUUAAAUGCAGUUAUGAUGACUGUGGUGGGUGUGCAGCAAAUAACACUACUUAUAACAUUUCUCGCGUACUUAAUGUUAGCAUUAGUAAAUGCAUACAUUUACUGCUACCUAGGAAACGAACUAAUUAUUCAAAGUCAAGGCAUAGCUCUAGCAGCAUACGAGUCAGCUUGGACCUCUUGGCCAGUAGACUUGCAGAAAGACCUGUUGAUCGUCAUCCUUGCUGCUCAAAGACCCCUGAAGUUAAGUGCUGGUGGAAUGGCACUGUUGUGCAUUCAGACUUUUAGUCAGGCUCUUUACAACGGAUAUUCAAUCUUCGCAGUUCUAAACGAUGCUGUCAAUUAA
This is a messenger RNA of Helicoverpa zea (corn earworm), 1140 nucleotides long. RefSeq names its product odorant receptor 49b-like (gene Or-18). Gene Ontology annotation, biological process: detection of chemical stimulus involved in sensory perception of smell; sensory perception of smell. NCBI's taxonomy places the organism in Eukaryota, Metazoa, Arthropoda, Insecta, Lepidoptera, Noctuidae. The record is from RefSeq and is a predicted model, not a curated record. The coding region runs from base 1 to 1140 and encodes 379 amino acids. The transcript is spliced from 5 exons. Gene Ontology annotation, cellular component: plasma membrane. Gene Ontology annotation, molecular function: odorant binding; olfactory receptor activity.